Messenger RNA from Drosophila innubila, 1225 nucleotides. RefSeq lists its product as uncharacterized. Lineage: Eukaryota; Metazoa; Arthropoda; Insecta; Diptera; Drosophilidae. The transcript has 2 exons. Gene Ontology annotation, cellular component: mitochondrial nucleoid. The record is from RefSeq and is a predicted model, not a curated record. Gene Ontology annotation, molecular function: DNA polymerase processivity factor activity. Gene Ontology annotation, biological process: transcription elongation by mitochondrial RNA polymerase; mitochondrial transcription. The coding region runs from base 56 to 1177 and encodes 373 amino acids.
GACAACUUUUGCGUAAUUUUUAUUGAAUGCCAUUUUAAGAAAUAUAUUAAAUUAAAUGAUGCUUUCAAUAAACAUAAAACGUGCGUUGCGUGCCUUAACAACUAAUUGUGUGCGUCAUUUAAGCAAUCAACCCCCUCCCACGCUAGGAAUUGUGAAAGAUGCAGAGCAGCCCUUGGAAUUACCGCCAUAUACUGAUGAACAGCGUACGCAAAUCUUGGACGCCAUCAACAAAAACAGUGCCGAGCAGCUGCUAAGCUACGACAUAACAAAGUCGCGAGUCAUCAAACUGCAAACGUGGAAAGCUCGUAAUGGGCCAAUGUCUGAGCUAAACGAUAUACUUUAUGUGGAGGGAUUUGGAUUAAAAGUGGCUACCAAGUUCUACAAAAGUCUUCUCGAGCCGGUUGCCAAUCGUGAGAUACGCGACAAAACUCAAAAGACUUCUCGCACGGCACCAUUUAUAACACCCACAAUGGAUGAGCAGCAGCGUCAGCAAAUCACCUCCAGUGUCGGAGUACGGAUAGGUGUCACCAGUGUUAGUUGGGCACGUUUGGAGCUACCAGAAAACACAUGUGCUCCUUGUGUGCUCAGUCACUGGCAGCAUCACGAGAUAAACGACAAGAAACUGCAUCUGGUCGAGCUGGUGCGCCGCUGUAUCUAUGUGGCACAUCAAAUCCCCCAGGCAGACUGCUAUAUUCUGGAGAAUCCACAAAUGGCACAGGCCAGCAGCAAUCCCGGCAGCAUUGAUCAACAGAAUGUGAACAUUCAAAGGGCCCAAGUCACCGCAAUCCUUAGCUAUGCCUUGAUGGCCCGAACGAGUCCUAACGAGACCACAACAAAUCUGUUCUAUCUGCGUCGGUUUCUUACAGCUCGUCUGUUUAAUCAUCUUGUGGGCACAGAACGCGUCUCAUCCGAGGACACAAUUCUGGACAUGAUGCGCACACACUACAACAUGGAGGAACAGCCGGAGCAUGGAGAGAAAUUAUAUUUGUGUAACCAAGUGCAAUUUCCUUCAAGUCUACGUGGUAUGUACUCCAAGGUGGAACGCUAUCAACGGGAGCUUCUCGGUCAGGCAUUCCUCCUCAAUUUGGCCUUUGUGCGUCUCGUGCUGCUUCAGGAUCCUUCUAGCAUAGCCAGCGUGUCGCGCAGCUCCAAAAAACUACCCAUUGAUCAGGAAUAAGCACACAUGUUAUAGUCCAUAGUAUAGAAAUAAAUGUUUUAUUUUAAA